UUUAACAGAGGUUUCGGGAGAGGUGAGCCAUGGAGAUUUAGAGCAGUGGUUCUUUUACAUCCCAAGACAAGAGAGUGAAACUCGAGGAGGGAGACCGAGACGACUCACAACAACUGGGUAUUGGAAAGCAACAGGAUCUCCAAGCAUUGUUUACUCUUCCAAUUCCAAUUACAAUCAUGCGAUCGGCCACAAAAGAACCAUGGGUUUCUACACUGGCAGAGCUCCACAUGGAAAGAAAACCGAGUGGAUGAUGAAUGAAUACAAAGGCAUCGAAGUUCAUGCAGAUCAUAAUAAUCAACUAUCAAUGACAGCUUCUUCAUCAAACACUAGUACUAGUACUAGUACUCCUUCUGCUCCCACGUUAAGGGAAGAAUUCAGCUUAUGCCGAGUGUACAAGAAAUCGAAAUGCCUUAGGGCAUUUGACAGACGACCUCCAGGGAUUGAGAUCACAAGAAACCCUACCUUAAUCAUUCAAGCAGCUCCUGCUCAGGGUGCAAAUCAUCUGGAUCAAGGGUCGACAACGUCAAAUAGGAAUCCUCAGAAUAUGGGAGAUAGAACAAACUUAAGCUCACUGGACAGUUCAUCCUCAGGAGACCAUGGCUCUCAAUCCUCUCAACCAGAGCGAAGUUGGACUUUGCCAAUGGCCGUUGAUAAUGAAGCUAUUUGGGAAUGGGACGAAUUAAUGGAUAAUUGGCUCCAUUGGUUUUAAGGGGUGGACAAGAUGAAAUUGAAGAAAAGAUUACGUUUCUACAAAUGAAAUGUUUAAUGGAUUAAUGCAGGUGGAAUCAUUUGUAGGGUUUAACCGUUCUAAGGUAAAGUUUGUGCUACAAUUUGGAAAAGAAAGCCAAAUUCAUAUUGUACUAAACUUGCCCUCACCAGUCUAACCAAUCUUGAUCCCUUUUGCUUCGUUUGAAACAAAAACCAAUAAGUUCUUUGUCUA
Messenger RNA from Malus domestica (apple), 940 nucleotides. RefSeq names its product NAC domain-containing protein 90-like. The record is from RefSeq and is a predicted model, not a curated record. Gene Ontology annotation, biological process: regulation of DNA-templated transcription. NCBI's taxonomy places the organism in Eukaryota, Viridiplantae, Streptophyta, Magnoliopsida, Rosales, Rosaceae. Gene Ontology annotation, molecular function: DNA binding.